Haemonchus placei is the source of this 717-nucleotide messenger RNA. The record is from the annotation of a GenBank genome assembly. Lineage: Eukaryota; Metazoa; Nematoda; Chromadorea; Rhabditida; Trichostrongylidae.
AUGUAUAGUGGCCAUACUAUAGCCACUAUACAUUGCACGGAGAAAAUCACCCAUCUCAUCUACUGUAAUUCGUUCUUUUCAGGACCAAAAAAGGAAAAUCUACUCAUCAAAUUCCCAUCGUACAAGACCGCUGGUGUUGAAUUCCAUGAAGAAACCAAUGCACAGGGCCAUAAAUGUUUCCGAAUGAGCGGAGGCAAGGUGGAGGUAUUCCCACCUGGUCUGAAUGGUUCCAAGAAAUACUAUGUCCAUUUGGAAACACGUAUUGGAAUUCAUGGAAAACCGGAGAGAUGUGUGAAUGCCGAUAGUAAUGGAUGCGGUGGGAUCGGAUCCUGUGUUCAUUGCGAUAUCUGUCAUACAAUGGGCGGUUCGCUAAAGAAUUUCGUGCAAAUCUUCCAAGGGAACAAACCGGCUCAAUGUUCCAGCCAGGGUCUUCCUGCAGGCAGCUAUACUGACCUUUCAUUGAAAGUUUGCUUGCCCACUAAAAACGAACUUCUUCCUUUCUUGGAUCAGAACGCCAGCCGGGCCGAACAACUCUGGGACCUUUUCGUCAGCUCCCGCGCCAGAUCUGGGGAAAUCCCUCUGGUCAUAGCGGCACGGAUUUUCGAUCGUCCCAUCAACAAUCUGAGUGCAAAGGAGAUGAACGAUUUGCUACACGAUUCCAAAGAUGGAAUGAUCGGAUGCCACUGGAUUUAUGCCACCGUAUCACAACAGAAUUAA